GAGAAAAUGCCCAAACUGUGUUCUUCCUCAUGAGCAAUUUCUGUUAUGUAGUUUUGCUUCCACUCCAGGCCUCUUUAUUAGUUGUCUGCACACCAGUUAGCACUUAGCCGGUAUGCCCUAAAUCUAUAUAGUCAUUUGCUCUGGAACACUGGGAGAAGAGAAAAACCUUUGAAACUGUAGCAAUAAUGGUUGAGGUAUGGUGGUCCCUGCUCGGGGCUGCUAUUCCUGCUGUUAUUGCUGGACAAGCUUUCCGACUGAAGAGGAAGCGCGCAGAGGAGCAAAGAAUCAAAAGUGCUCACGGCAGAGAAAAGAAUGCUGAUGAUAUUUUUGUGUGCGAGAGAGUUUGCACGUCAAAGAGAAUGUUGAAGAAGGUCGGCACAUUCUCCAAGGAUCCAAUCCCGGAUACAUGUGUUACAGUUUGUGGCGUUUCCGAGCUUGAUGCAUGUUCUGAUGCCUGUGCUCGUACGGUCUGUGUUAAUCAACAUCAAGUCCCCAACUGGAAUGAUGUGUGCCUCCGUAGAUGUCAAAGUGAAUGUCUUAAACUCUCUGCUACUCGUUCGUCGUAGUCUAUCCUUGUGUCCGAAAUCAGUAUCUGGUUUCCCUUUGUACGCUGUAUUGAAUUAUGGAAUCUUCAACAUAUGUUAGAGGAUUAAUAAUUUUCAAUGUCUAGCAAUUUUGUAAAGUUCCGUUCUGUGUGAUUUUGAACUUGUUGUUGAACAGUUUUGCUUGUUUUCAUGAUAGCAAGGCAAUUAAGUAUU
Molecule: messenger RNA, 758 nt
Organism: Olea europaea var. sylvestris
Lineage: Eukaryota; Viridiplantae; Streptophyta; Magnoliopsida; Lamiales; Oleaceae
Exons: 2
Coding region: 186-566 (126 amino acids)
Source: RefSeq, a predicted model, not a curated record